This is a messenger RNA of Porites lobata, 873 nucleotides long. Lineage: Eukaryota; Metazoa; Cnidaria; Anthozoa; Scleractinia; Poritidae. The record is from the annotation of a GenBank genome assembly.
AUGGUUAAUAAGUCGAGGAAGUGGCUGGAGAAGUAUUACUCACCUAGCCGGUGGAAUAAGCGCAUGGGAGCAGAUAAAGUGGUUCAGCAUCAUGUGAAAGUUUGCAGUGAAUGCAGUGAAGAAACAAAACAAAGUUUGAAUGUUGAACUGAGCGUGCUGUAUGGGGAAGGCAAAGCCAAGAUGGAUGUAUUUUAUACCUCACUAAAUGACCAUGACAAUGCUCCAGUCAUUGUUUUUAUUCAUGGUGGUUACUGGCAGCAAGGUAGUAAAGAUAUGUACAGUUUCGUUGGUAAUUCCUGGACAAAAGCUGGAUGUAUUGCAGUGGUUUUGGGUUAUAAUCUUGCACCAGAGGCCAGUGUGGAACAGAUCAUCACUGAAAUCCAAGCUGCACUAGAGUAUAUUGUUGGCAAGUUUCCUAAAUCAAAACUGUUUUUAUGUGGACAUUCUGCUGGUGCACACUUGUCUGCCAUGAUGGCACUUGCAAAUUGGGACAAGGAUGGGUUAGUUUCACAAGCUGUUCAUGGCAUGUUUUUGCUGUCUGGGAUUUUUGACUUGGUUCCCUUGGUUAACACUAGUGAUAAUGAUGCAUUAAAAUUGGACGCAGACUCCGCUGCAAAAAUUAGUCCCCAAACAAUUCUUCAGAAAGCAUCUCCCACAAUCCGCUGUCCUACACUGGUUGUAGUUGAAGAGCAUGGAUCUCCAGAGUUCAUUCGACAGUCAAAAGAAUUUCAUGAGAUCUUAAAGUCACAUGGUGUACAAAGUUCCUUUUUACAGCUUUCUGGAGUCGAUCAUUUUAAUUUAAUUGAAAACAUGGCUGAUCCUGAAGAUCAACUUUGCAAAGAAAUUUUAAAAGUUGUCCUCAAACAAUCUUAA